CGCGUAGGCAAGUGCUGGCUGUUGUUCGGUCAUAUAUGCAGUCUGACGUGAAGGAGGAUGAAGUGGCGAACCUGUGUAUCAGGAGCGAUUCUGUCAGUAUGCCUGGCAGUAACAGCAUAUGGAAAGCUUACACGCGCAGAACAUUGGUCAGAGAAGCGGUUAAAGCAUAAGCACAAAUUACUGACAUCAGAGAGGCUAAAGAGAGCAGCAGGGCUUGCCGACAUAGAUCUAUUUAAACAGGAAUUGAAGCCUUUUCUGAAAGUCAGAGUAUCAGGCACACCUGCAAAUGUUGAAGUUCAAGAACACAUCAAGUCUCGUAUGUCUAGCCUUGGAUGGCAGGUGGAAGAAGAUUCUUUUGUGGACACAACACCAUACGAAGACAAAAACUUCAACAACAUUAUUGCAACAUACAAUCCCCAAGCCAGGCGGAGACUUGUAUUAGCAUGUCAUUUUGAUUCUAAGUAUUUUCCAAACGCACACUUUAUUGCUGCAACUGACUCAGCUGUGCCCUGUGCAAUGAUGAUACAUUUGGCUGAUUCACUGAAGGAACUGCUAAAAAAAGGCAGUGGGGAUGGUGCAAAAGAUAUAUCAUUGCAGCUUAUAUUUUUUGAUGGCGAAGAAGCUUUUAAACAUUGGACCAGCACAGACUCGAUUUAUGGUGCUAGGCACUUAGCUGCCAAGUUAGAAAACACCAAAUUCCCUGCAGAAUCCUCAGACAAUUUCAACACAAAUGAAUUGCACAGGAUGGUAGGUAUAAUUUACAACAUAAUCUAUAGAUUCAAAUGAUCUGUUAAAUGUUACUUAAGGUGUGAGUUUUUCCAAAAGCAAUAAUUGUUACUAGUACCUCAUUUGGGUGUUUCUCUAGGCUGG
Molecule: messenger RNA, 870 nt
Organism: Lingula anatina
Lineage: Eukaryota; Metazoa; Brachiopoda; Lingulata; Lingulida; Lingulidae
Product: glutaminyl-peptide cyclotransferase
Molecular function (GO): zinc ion binding; glutaminyl-peptide cyclotransferase activity
Source: RefSeq, a predicted model, not a curated record